AGUAGGCUCAGUAUAAAAAUGUGCACGUACAGUAGGCAGACAGACAAGUUACAAGGCCUUGGGUUACUGGAGUUUAUGUAGCUGAGGUUUGUGCUUCUUCUGUUGGACAGCCAUGGUUUCUGGGACUUCUUUUUGGUGGUUGGGCCUGUAUCUCUCUCUGGCUGCUCCAUACAGCUCAUCGGUGACUUACCCUGAUUAUGUGCACGAUUAUGUGCACAGCCUGCGACUGCCUGAAGACACCCCACCUGAGGGACACUACAAAGGCCCUUGGCGAAUGGGAUUCACCUCAGUAGCUGUCAGACCCAACAGUUUGGUCUAUAGCAAGAAAUACACAAAAUCUGCUGCUGUGAACAUAAAACCUUCCUCAGCAGGCCAGCCAAGUGGCAGAAACAUCCCUAACCAAGGCUCUCCAUCCUCCUGGGGGCCAGUGCAUUCUUCCAGAAAUUAUGGUCCUUCCUCACUCACAGCUGUAGAUGGGUCCACAAGUACCGCAAACCACAGGCCAGUUACAAGUCAGUCUUCAGGCAAUACAGGCUAUAGGCCAGGUGCAGGUCAGUCUAAGGGCAGUGGCAGCUACAGGCCUACCACUCAGCCACCAAAGCCUGAGGUUUACUCUCAGUACAGGCCCUAUCCGGCUAAACUGACUCCUGGCAAAGAUGAGCAUGUCAAACAGGUGCUGGUUAGGCCAAAUCCCCCUGCUUGGUCUACUAAGCACUCCUCUGCAGCUGUAGGGCAGUCAAGUGGCGUACACUACAAGCCAGUUACAAGUCCAUCUAGGGGCAGUAUGGGCUACAGGCCUGUUAAUCAACAGCUAAAACCCUCAACAAGCUCUGGUCAGUACAGACCCUAUGAAGCCAAACCUAUGGACAUCAAGCAGGUGCUGGUUAGACCCAAUUCACCUGUAGGUGGGUCAACAAGUAGUGUACACAAGCCAGUUACAAGUCCAUCUAGAGGCAGUGUGGGCUACAGGCCUGCUAAUCAACAGCUACAAUCCUCAACAAGCUCAAUACAAGCUCAGUAUAGACCAUAUUCAGCUAAACCUGACCAAGCCAAAUGGGUGCCAGUUAGGCCCCAGUCAUCUGCCUCAUCUGCUAUGACUCCCUCCGGCAGCUUUGGGUCUGCUCAGGCCCAAUGGGCCCAGCCUGAAGCCGCCUCCUCGACCUACGGACAAACAGGCCAACCAACCUGGCAGAGCCAAGCAGCAUCCAUGAGUUACAGUUCUCAAAACUCCGUCUCUCAAAGCCAUGGAGCAUCGCAUAGCUCUGGACAUGCUGGCAGCCAUGGAGGUUAUGAGCCUGAGAAUCCUCACACUGUUGGCGCUUCUCAGCAGGGAGAGGACUCCAUCUUAACGGUCAUCCCCAGUCAUCUAGGCAGUGGUGUCAUCGAGACGAUAUCGCCGGCUGAGAGGAAGAGAAUGCGGCCUGCCACUCCAAAUAAGGGACAGGGGUUUCUCACCUAUAUGAAGAGAAUUUAACUGUAGCAUCAGGAUAGUCUGAUGGGGACCUAUGUGCUGAACAUGACCAUGGUUUUGCUAUGACUCCAUGAAGUGCCUCAUGCCUUUCUGAAUAAAAUAUAUUGGUUUAUAAA
This is a messenger RNA of Sardina pilchardus (European sardine), 1587 nucleotides long. RefSeq lists its product as uncharacterized. NCBI's taxonomy places the organism in Eukaryota, Metazoa, Chordata, Actinopteri, Clupeiformes, Clupeidae. The transcript has 4 exons. The record is from RefSeq and is a predicted model, not a curated record. Bases 113 to 1474 code for a protein of 453 amino acids.